AUAAGCGAAAGGGCGGGUUGUUGGAUGUCGCAUUUCGUAAUAGACUACGUAAAAUAACCAAUCAAAGUAUACAUUUUGAGUGCUGGGAGGUCUAGCCAGUAAUAUUGCGAUUGUAGUUUGAUUGAUAAUAACAAUAUACAAAUCGGUUGGAUGGGAAGCAUAUAGGAAAACAAAUGGUGUUUGGAGGUGUGGUUACCCUGGUUGACAUGUUCAACUGCGAAUAGAAAAUCAUAGGGCGUAGUCUUAUAUUUCGUAUCCAAUAGAAUGCAUGGUUGGUCUAUAAAUUGUCGGGCAUAGACGCGAGAUGCCAUUUCGCUGAAGCAGUGAUCAGUUGGAUUCGGUGAGGGCUGAAGGAAAGCACGGGCAAAACAGGAACUUGAAUAUUGGUAUUUAAACAGAAUCCGGAUCCAUCGCGAUGGAGACGGCCAUAAACCCGCCCCAUGACAGCUCCCUGGGCGGGGUCGACGUAGGCCUGCAUGGCGUCAUGGCGAUGGAGCAGGGCCCGCCGGGCCCCGGAAAGCGCAUCCGGAAACCAUCACUGCUGUUCGAGGGAUUCGAGGGCCCGCCGUUGCUCCCCCACGGGCAAGCUCCCCCCUCUGGGUCACCACGGCCCCUAGUGCACGACACGAACCGGCAGGGCCGCGCUACCAACCAGCUGCAGUUCCUCCAGAGAGCCAUGAUGAAGUACCUGUGGAGACACCACUUCGCAUGGCCCUUCCAUGAGCCUGUGGACGCCUCCAAGCUCAGCCUGCCUGACUAUCACAAGAUCAUCAAACAGCCCAUGGACAUGGGGACCAUCAAGCGGCGCCUGGAGAGCAACUACUACCGCAGCGCCAGCGAGUGCAUGCAGGACUUCAACACCAUGUUCACCAACUGCUACAUCUACAACAAGCCAACAGAUGAUAUUGUUCUGAUGGCCCAGUCCCUGGAGAAAGCGUUCCUUCAGAAGGUUGCCCAGAUGCCCCAGGAGGAGAUAGAACUGCCCCCUCCUCCACCACGGGGCAAGCCAGGCAGAGGACGCAGGGCCACAGUACCAGGAGGAGUGACGACUGCUCACCAGGUCCCGGCAGUGUCCCAGUCCGCGUACUCUCCCCCCACGCCGGAAACCCCAGAGUCGCUCUCAACCCCCCCACAGACGCUCCUGGCCAAGAGCCUACCUCUCACCCUCCACAGUACUCCUGCUAUGCUAGGCUUAUCCCCCACACAGCCCACAGCCAAGAAAAAGGGAGUGAAGCGGAAAGCAGACACCACCACCCCCACCACCAUGGCCAUGCCCAUCACCGUGGGCGUUGGCGGGAUUGGCAUGGGCAUGGCCGGCGGGCCCGACUCACCAUUGACACUCACCUCGCUGGGGGUAGGCCAUGGCCUGGGGCUCGGGAUGGGGAUGGGUAUUGGUAUGGGCCGCGGCAGAGGCACGGCGGGCACCAAAGCACCUGCAGGGAGGCGGGGAGUCAGCGGGCGCCCUAUCAAGCCCCCGAAGAAGGACCUGCCGGAUUCUGUGCAGCUCCAGCCGGUGCGACGGGGCAAACUGGGCCAGCAGCUCCGGUACUGCAACGGGAUUCUCAAAGAGCUGCUGUCCAAGAAACACGCGGCGUACGCCUGGCCCUUCUACAAACCAGUGGACGCCUCCAUGCUGGGCCUACACGACUACCACGACAUCAUCAAGCAGCCCAUGGACCUCAGCACCAUCAAGAGGAAAAUGGACAGUCGAGAGUACCGGGACGCCCAGCAGUUUGCCGGCGACGUCAGGAUAAUGUACUCUAACUGCUACAAGUACAACCCUCCAGACCAUGACGUGGUAGCCAUGGCACGCAAACUACAGGACGUCUUUGAGUUCUGCUUUGCCAAGAUGCCUGACGAGCCCGCGGCCCCUCCUGCUUCCAUGGGUGGGCACUCCUCAUCUUCUUCAUCUUCCUCCUCGUCCUCGUCUGAGAGCGACCCCAGCAGCGAGAGCGAGAGCGACAGCAGCCCCAGCUCGGACAGCGAGGAGGAGCGAGCACACCGCCUGGCCGAGCUGCAGGAACAGUCACUGACCGUGUCCUCUCCACGGUCCCAUCAGCUGAAAGCAGUUCAUGAGCAACUGGCAGCACUCUCCCAGGGCCCCAUCGUCAAGCCUAAAAGGAAGAAAGAGAAGAAGGACAAGAAGAAGAAGAAGAAGCCCGAGAAGCAUCGGGGAAGCCGGGUACCAGUCGAAGAGGAUAUACCCAUCCGGCCGGCUAAAAUGCAGAAGGUCACCAAGAUGCCGAAGAUGUCGAAGACACCCAAGAGCAGCAAAGGGGGCUCCACACAGGGCAAGAGGAGCACUGGCAAGAAGAGCAACAAGAGCAAGUCCUCCAAGAAGUCUCAGGCAGUGACGCUCAGCAUGCACCAGAUGAGCGCCGCCGCCAUGCUCCCCCACUACGACUCCGAGGAGGAAGACGAGGUAUCGCCCAUGAGCUACGACGAGAAGCGCCAGCUCAGCCUGGACAUCAACAAGCUGCCCGGGGAGAAGCUGGGCCGCGUGGUUCACAUCAUCCAGGCACGCGAGCCUUCGCUGCGCGACACCAACCCAGAGGAGAUCGAGAUCGACUUUGAGACGCUCAAGCCGUCCACGCUGCGAGAGCUGGAACGUUACGUCAUGACCUGCCUCCGCAAGAAGCCUCGCAAACCCUAUGCAGGGAAGAAAGGUGGAGCAGGAAAGUCCCGGGAGGAGCUGGCUCUGGAGAAGCAGUUGGAACUGGAGCAGAGGUUGCUGGAUGUCAGCGGGCAGCUAAACUCUGGCAAGAAGCCUCAGAAAACCAAAGAGAAGCCCAGUGCAGUGGAGCCCCACGCCGUAGCGUCUCGCCUCAGCGCCAGCAGCUCCAGCUCAGACUCUUCCUCAUCUUCUUCCUCGUCCUCCUCUGACACCAGUGACUCGGACUGAAAGCUCCAGAUGGAUGGGCAUUGAGCCCACGAACCCCAGACAGGACAGAGCAGGACUGCCAACAGAGCUGCAGGAGGGUCAGACUAUAGUCAGAACUGACCCGGAAUUAAAAAAGAUAGAGAUGUGUUGAGAGAAUCCAGUCCCAACAGAAAGAGUGGAUGGAGAGAGACUGGGUUUUUUCAUUGCUCUAGAAACCUAGAGGGUUGACAAAGAUGAUGUGCCGUCUCAUAGGAAAAAGAGCCGAUGGCAGGAUCUCUACUGGCUCUAGAAAGAUGGCAGGAUCCCUACUGGCUCUAGAAAGAUGGCAGGAUCUCAACUGGCUCUAGAAAGAUGGCAGGAUCUCUCCUGGCUCUAGAAGGCAGGAUCUCAAGAUGACAGGAUCCCUACUGGCUCUAGAAAGAUGGCAGGAUCCCUACUGGCUCUAGAAAGAUGGCAGGAUCUCAAGAUGGCAGGAUCUCUACUGGCUCUAGAAAGAUGGCAGGAUCUCUACUGGCUCUAGAAAGAUGGCAGGAUCUCAAGAUGGCAGGAUCCCUACUGGCUCUAGAAAGAUGGCAGGAUCUCAAGAUGGCAGGAUCUCUACUGGCUCUAGAAAGAUGGCAGGAUCUCUACUGGCUCUAGAAAGAUGGCAGGAUCUCAAGAUGGCAGGAUCCCUACUGGCUCUAGAAAGAUGGCAGGAUCUCAAGAUGGCAGGAUCUCUACUGGCUCUAGAAAGAUGGCAAGAUCUCUACUGGCUCUAGAGAAAGAUGGCAGGAUCUCAAGAUGGCAGGAUCUCUACUGGCUCUAGAGAAAGAUGGCAAGAUCUCAAGAUGGCAAGAUCUCUGCUGGCUCUAGAGAAAGAUGGCAGGAUCUCAAGAUGGCAAGAUCUCUGCUGGCUCUAGAGCAAGAUGGCAGGAUCUCUACUGGCUCUGGAAAGAUGGCAGGAUCUCAAGAUGGCAGGAUCUCUACUGGCUCUAGAGAAAGAUGGCAGGAUCUCUACUGGCUCUGGAAAGAUGGCAGGAUCUCAAGAUGGCAGGAUCUCUACUGGCUCUAGAAAGAUGGCAGGAUCUCUCCUGGCUCUAGAAAAAUGGCAGGACCUCAAGAUGGCAGGAUCUCUACAAGCUCUAGAAAGCGAGGAGGAUAGAUAGUACGAGAUGAUCCCAGAGUUCUGGACUAUGUCUUUCUCUCCACGCUUUGUGUAUAUAGUAUGUACAAAUAUAUAAAUAUCUAUUUUUCUUUUAUAAAGAAGAAUUUUAAGGAAUCCCCAAAUGUGGGGAGAAAGUAAAGGUGUGUGGACAGGCUGUCUUUAGUUUAACUGUUUUAUGAUAAGGAAUUAGAAGGUAAAGUGUGUGUGUGUGUGAGAGAGAGAGGGGCACGGCCUCUCACAGUAAACACAGCCCUGCUUAGUUUCUCGUCUUGUUGAUGCAGGCGUUUGAAAUAAUUCUGCAUUGUAAAGCACCUUGUUUCAGUAUACAUGAAGAAACUGAAGAGCAUCAAGACUGCAACAUACGCAUGUACUUCUACAGCUUGAGAGGGGUGUCCAUGGUACACAAAUGGUUUAAGUGAACUAACUUUUCCCUACUUUUCACUCUGUAAAUGGCCUGUUUCUAUCUUGUGACCAAUCUGCAAAUAAAUUGUGAGGACAUCUCUCCACUCAGCAUUACCCACACGCAAACAGAUUCUUCCCUUGUUUUGUUCUCUGUCAAUUGGAUAUGUCCAGGAUGUGUCAUGUCAAGUGAAGUCUACAGACUACUGAAAUGGUCACAUCUCUCUUGCAAGACAUUUUAACUUGCAUGAGUAAUGUACAAUGACUAGAUUUUGAAACUUCAUUUUAUCUGUGGAAAAAAUCAAUUUUUCUAGAUGGUAUCUUAGUAAGGUUCAGUGGGGUGGUUAAAUGCCGUCCUUGUGUCCCCCAGGUCUGAUUCCCAUAGCGUUGCAAUACCAAUGCUUUAUGGCACAAAACCACACUAUUUAUUUGAACAACUUGGCCUUUUAACAUUUUGGCAGCUGAAUGUUUUUUUUUUGUCUUCAAUUUAGCGAAAUCUGAUUUGGGAAGAAGAUUGUAGUGACCAUUUCCUUGCUCAUAGUUUGUUUAGCAGAAGUGGUAUACGUACUUCAUGAUAUUCUGAGGUACUAAACUGAUUUUGUGAUUUAGUUAAGAAAUCAAGCUUUUUUAAAAAUAUAAUUGUUUGAGAAUUUAGAUUUUGUACGUGUGAUCAGUUAUUUAUUUGAGUGGACACUGAGACCAAAUCGUUAUUGCAUUUACUUGAAGUCAAAGGAGAAAGUUGCAUAUUGGUAAUAAUGACAAACUAUUCAAACAAAAAUGUGUACAGCUGUAAGGAGAAAAGGCACGGUUGAAAAAAGUUUACAUUUUAGUCACAACUUUGGAGCAUGUUUCUACCACUGAGGUUUCUUGUUUUGCUUUUGUUCUUAGUCAUGUUCUUUCACCCCCUACAAUUGUGAGGUGGUUGUAUCUUGCUCUGUUUAUUUUAGAAGAA
Molecule: messenger RNA, 5376 nt
Organism: Salvelinus namaycush (lake trout)
Lineage: Eukaryota; Metazoa; Chordata; Actinopteri; Salmoniformes; Salmonidae
Product: bromodomain-containing protein 2-like
Exons: 12
Coding region: 416-2902 (828 amino acids)
Biological process (GO): chromatin remodeling; regulation of DNA-templated transcription
Cellular component (GO): nucleus; chromatin
Source: RefSeq, a predicted model, not a curated record